AUGGAAGUGAGAAAACAGAUAAAGCAGGCUGAAAAUGCUCAGAGUAAGAACAGUUCCAGAACUAUUCCUUUUGCUCCUGUGCUUUAUCAGUCUCUAGAUGAUUGCCCAGGAACUAGUAAUGCUCUCAGCAGAACCUCUAGUGAGCUUCUAGCGUCCCGCAAAUUCACAGACAAGCAUGAGUGGAUAUCUGUUGAAAACGGCAUUGGAACAGUAGGAAUCAGCAAUUUUGCACAGGAAGCAUUAGGAGACAUUGUUUACUGUAGUCUUCCAGAAGUUGGGACAAAAUUGAAUAAACAUGAUGAGUUUGGAGCUUUGGAAAGUGUGAAAGCUGCUAGUGAACUCUACUGUCCUUUCUCAGGAGAAGUGACUGAGAUUAAUGCUGCCCUGGCAGAUAAUCCAGGGCUUGUCAAUAAAUCUUGUUAUCAAGAUGGUUGGCUUAUCAAGAUGACUGCUGAACUUGAUGAUCUGAUGAAUGAAGAUGCCUAUGAGAAAUACAUAAAAUCCAUUGAGGACUGAGCUGGAAUAAUGAAAUAAAUCCAUAUAAAAUA
This is a messenger RNA of Nipponia nippon (crested ibis), 548 nucleotides long. The record is from RefSeq and is a predicted model, not a curated record. Lineage: Eukaryota; Metazoa; Chordata; Aves; Pelecaniformes; Threskiornithidae.